Molecule: messenger RNA, 1525 nt
Organism: Vigna radiata var. radiata (mung bean)
Lineage: Eukaryota; Viridiplantae; Streptophyta; Magnoliopsida; Fabales; Fabaceae
Product: ribose-phosphate pyrophosphokinase 1
Exons: 9
Coding region: 58-1452 (464 amino acids)
Biological process (GO): purine nucleotide biosynthetic process; 5-phosphoribose 1-diphosphate biosynthetic process; ribonucleoside monophosphate biosynthetic process
Cellular component (GO): cytoplasm; ribose phosphate diphosphokinase complex
Molecular function (GO): magnesium ion binding; ribose phosphate diphosphokinase activity
Source: RefSeq, a predicted model, not a curated record
UAUAAAGAUAGCCACGCUAUCUGAAAAGAUCAUCGUGUUCAAAGGUUUCGAAACGCCAUGUCCACUCUGCAACUUCACUCCGCUCCCACUUCUUCCUCUUCGUUCGCUCCAAUCACCACUUCUCGCUUACUCCAAACCUCUCGCGUCUCGCUCCGAAACGCCGUCCGCUGCAAGGCGAUAGAAGCAGUGCAAUUGGAGAACGGGAGGCCGAGCGCCAGCGAGUUCGUCGUCAGCGGAAACGCGAUUCCGAGCUACGUCGUGGCGCCGAACGCGCGGAUUCGUGAUUUGGUUCACCGGAGCGACACGCGUCUGAGAAUAUUCUCCGGCACCGCUAAUCCCGCGCUUUCUCAGGAAAUUGCGUGCUACCUGGGUCUGGAGCUUGGAAAAAUUAAGAUAAAGCGUUUUGCUGAUGGCGAGAUAUAUGUUCAGCUCCAAGAGAGUGUCAGGGGGUGUGAUGUGUUUCUUGUGCAGCCCACAUGUCCUCCUGCAAAUGAGAAUCUUAUGGAGCUUCUCAUAAUGAUUGAUGCUUGCAGAAGAGCUUCAGCAAAAAAUAUUACUGCUGUCAUUCCAUAUUUUGGAUAUGCCAGAGCUGAUAGAAAGACUCAAGGGCGUGAAUCCAUUGCUGCAAAGCUUGUAGCAAAUUUAAUUACAGAAGCGGGUGCAAAUCGUGUACUUGCUUGUGAUCUUCAUUCUGGGCAGUCCAUGGGUUAUUUUGAUAUUCCAGUUGAUCAUGUAUAUGGACAGCCUGUCAUACUUGAUUACCUUGCCAGCAAAACUAUUUGUUCAGACGAUUUGGUAGUUGUCUCACCAGAUGUUGGUGGUGUUGCCAGAGCACGUGCUUUUGCCAAAAAAUUAUCUGAUGCUCCCUUAGCUAUUGUUGAUAAAAGGCGUCAUGGGCAUAAUGUUGCGGAGGUGAUGAAUUUGAUAGGCGAUGUAAGGGGAAAGGUAGCAGUUAUGGUAGAUGACAUGAUUGAUACUGCUGGGACUAUUGCCAAAGGGGCAGCUCUGUUGCAUCAAGAAGGGGCAAGGGAAGUCUACGCAUGCACCACGCAUGCUGUUUUCAGUCCUCCUGCUAUAGAGAGGUUAUCAAGCGGUUUGUUUCAAGAAGUUAUCAUAACUAACACAAUUCCAGUGGCAGAACAAAACUAUUUCCCCCAAUUAACUGUCCUGUCGGUGGCAAACCUUCUGGGCGAGACUGUUUGGCGAGUUCAUGAUGAUUGCUCAAAAUCCAAAUCGUGCACAAUUUUUAAACGGGUAGAUGUAGAGGAGGACGUAGAAGAGGAAUGUGGUGAUGAGACUAAGCAACAACUAGAAGUGGCAAAGAAAGAAGUUUUCCACGUGCGGAAGAAACUAUUUGCAGAGAGAAGAAAGGGUUUGAUUUUGCUUUGUGUUGUAGUACUAUGUUGGGCAAUUAUAAUAUGGUUGUGUAAUGUGCAGCCCAAAUCACUUUGAUGCUCAUUCUUCACUGUUAUAUAAGAACACUUUGUUUUUUAAUUUAACCAAAUUGAUCCUUUUGAUUUUCCCA